Molecule: messenger RNA, 1231 nt
Organism: Aspergillus candidus
Lineage: Eukaryota; Fungi; Ascomycota; Eurotiomycetes; Eurotiales; Aspergillaceae
Product: acetylesterase
Exons: 2
Coding region: 186-1052 (288 amino acids)
Molecular function (GO): hydrolase activity
Source: RefSeq, a predicted model, not a curated record
GGAAUGAGUAGGAAGGCUGCAGUGGGGUCUUAUCCUUUGAUAAACCGUGCAAAAUCCGAGGUAGUAAAUACUAUAUAUGACCCGUCUGUCACCUCUCGCGACGAAAUUAUCCCUCGUCCAUCACUCACCCCAACACCGGUAGCUCAACACACGAAAAGACAGGAGAAUAUCUAUAUCCAUCCACUAUGAAACCCAGCGCCUUCCUCCUCGUGGCAACAGCCCUAGCGCACGCCGAAGCACGCUUCGCCCCCGGAAGCACCACCGACACAAUCACCAUCCCGGAACCCGAUACCCUAGAUGACAGCAUAGUGGUCACCACACCAGAAAACGCCCCCAACGCAAUCGACCCCAACAGAGGCGACACCAAGAAACCCCCCUUUUAUCUGCUUGUCGGCGACUCCACUGUCGCCUCCAACACCGGCUGGGGCGACGGCCUGCUCGAGCUGACGUCUCACCCCGACAACGGCAUCAACUGGGGCAAGGGCGGCGCGACGACCGUCUCCUACCGUGAGGAGGGUCUGUGGGACCAGGUGAUCUCUAACACGACCGAGUUCAAGCUUGACCACGAGCCCAUCGUAACCAUCCAGUUUGGUCACAAUGACCAUAAGGUUGAUUCGGGUAUCUCGCUGCAUGGGUUCGAGGAGAAUCUGAAGAAGAUGGCGCUGGAUGUUAAGAAGGCUGGGGGGACGCCGAUCCUCAUAACCCCCCUCGCAGUCCGCUCCUUCGAAAAAGACAUCCUAGUCGACAGCCUCGCCCAGCAGCGCGAGAAAGCCAUCGCAGCCGCCAAGGCCGCCGGCGUGGAUUUCAUCGACCUGAACACCGCCAGCAGGAAGUACGUCCAGAAGAUCGGCAAGGAAGGAUCCGCCAGCUACGACCUCGAAUCGGGUGAUAAAGUCCAUCUGAACCCCACCGGGCGGGCGGUGUUUGCCCGUAUGGUGGCCGACUUGUUGGUCAAGGCGCGGCCUGACCUGGAGAAGUCAUUGAAGCCGAAGGAUAAGGUUAGUGAGAAGAUUGCUGCGGGGGAGGUUGCUACUGUUGAUCAGGAGAAUUAGCAGUAGGAUGGGGGGUUUGCUUAUCUGGAUUGAGUUCAAUGGAAUUUGAUGGCGAUUGAUGGAUUCGUUGGGAUAUAGAAUUUGAUGCGUUAUAUUGUUCUAUGUAUAUUUGUGAGAGACUAGUAUUAUUUAUGAUCUGAUAAUAUGCGAUGAUAAACGAGAAAAUGCUCAUAGCACGC